GCUUUCACGGGCAUAUCUGACAAACAGCUCCACACCAAGCGACCCAGAGGCCCUUCCUGAGGCUGGGAUGAGACAGGAUGUCAGUGCACAGAAGGGAGAAGCAGAUGACAAUGAUGCCGAGUCUGGGAAGCAAGAAUCCGAUGAGCCAGACACGACGGACAGCGAGGAGAAGUAUGAAGAUGAGGUCCUACAAGAAUCUGAGGCUGACGGGAAAUACUUCUGCACCAAAGACAAAGUUCAUGUUCAGCAAAGGAAGAGAAAAAGAGGACAGGAUCCCUGGAUGAAAGGAUCUAAGAAGUCAAUGAGAGGAAAAAAGAAAAUCAAAGUGGAGCAAUGCCCAGUGGGGAUCACAAAGGAACUGGAGAAUUGCUCAGCUUCCCAUACUGAUCCCUCCAAUGAGAGUUAACAGCAGGGCAGGAUGGAGCAACUACAGACCAAAGGAGAGGGCUCAGAGACCUCAGAAUCCCACCCAUGCUGGGAGAGCAGGCAGUGGGGAAUUCAUAAGGACUCGUUUAUGAGCAGAGCACCCUGAAACUCCUCACUCAGCUACAGGAGAGGCUGGGCAAGGAUGAGCCGUGCAGGUGCCACCUGGAGCAGCCAGGUCACUGCUGGUGGAGCCCCACGGUCGGUGACCCCAGCCCUGUGCCAGAGCAGACCCUCAGACUGGAGCUAGGAAGAGGAGAUGUCUCUUUGUAACCCUCGCCCUGCAUCAGAGCCAUGUUCUUCCCUGGGAUUUGGAGCUUGGAGAACAGACUAGAGACCCCUCUCCUCAUGAAGGAUGUCCCAGUGGCUGGCUGAGGGGUGGUGACCAAAUCAAACACUGCAGAGUCCCAUGCACAAACCUGCUUCAAUUAAAUCCCUGCCCAGGUUUCAUA
This is a messenger RNA of Cyanistes caeruleus (blue tit), 875 nucleotides long. NCBI's taxonomy places the organism in Eukaryota, Metazoa, Chordata, Aves, Passeriformes, Paridae. The record is from RefSeq and is a predicted model, not a curated record.